CUACUGGGGACUAUCAUCUGCAAAUUGCAACUCUCUACCUAAGCAAACUAUCUAUCAUAGUGCUAGUAAUAGAAAAAUUCAGACAAGAAAAACAGCUGUUUCCUCUUUGACUCAUUUCUUCUGUUUUUUUUUGUGUUUUUUUCCUCCCUCUCUCCAAUAAAGCAAGUACUAGUAUAGAAUAAAGUGCGAGGUGGGAAAAGGGCUAAAGGGCCAAACAAAGGGCUGAGUGCUUUGCUUUGAGAUUGUAAAGGUACAAGCUUGAGGUACAAGGGGGAAGGAAAAGUUUUAACGGAGGGGUUUUAGUUAAUGCCUAGAAAUGAUUUUCUCCAAGGUUUCUGUAAUGUGGAAAGUUUUGGCCUUGGUGGUGCUGGUGUUAUUGGGUUCAUGGGUUUCUUGUGGAACAGCUUCUGUUUCCUAUGACAGUAAGGCUAUUAUUGUUAAUGGCCAAAGGAGGAUUCUUAUAUCUGGAUCCAUUCAUUAUCCUAGAAGCACUCCUGAGAUGUGGCCGGAUCUUAUUCAGAAGGCAAAAGAGGGAGGCUUGGACGUGAUCGAAACUUAUGUUUUCUGGAAUGGACAUGAACCUCAACCUGGCAAAUAUUACUUUGAGGGUAGAUAUGAUCUGGUUAAAUUUGUCAAGCUGGUGAAGGAAGCAGGGCUUUAUGUUAAUCUCAGAAUUGGUCCUUAUGUCUGUGCUGAAUGGAACUUUGGGGGUUUUCCAGUUUGGUUAAAGUAUGUUCCGGGCAUUAGCUUUAGAACAAACAACGGUCCUUUCAAGGCCGCAAUGCAAAAAUUCACGACCAAGAUUGUGAAUAUGAUGAAAGCCGAGAGGUUAUAUGAACCUCAGGGUGGUCCAAUAAUCCUAUCGCAGGUUGAGAACGAAUAUGGGCCUAUGGAGUAUGAAUUAGGUGCCCCUGGUCGAGCUUAUACGGAAUGGGCAGCCAAAAUGGCUGUGGAUCUAGGCACUGGUGUCCCUUGGGUCAUGUGCAAGCAAGAUGACGCACCUGAUCCUGUUAUAAAUACAUGCAAUGGCUUCUACUGCGACUACUUCUCCCCAAAUAAGGCUUAUAAACCCAAGAUUUGGACGGAAGCUUGGACUGGCUGGUUUACUGAAUUCGGAGGUGCGCAACCUUACCGUCCUGCUGAAGACUUGGCAUUUUCUGUUGCAAAAUUUAUUCAAAAAGGGGGUUCCUUUAUUAAUUAUUACAUGUAUCAUGGAGGAACAAACUUUGGCAGGACAGCUGGUGGACCAUUUAUUGCCACUAGCUAUGAUUAUGAUGCUCCUCUUGAUGAAUAUGGACUAUUACGGCAACCCAAAUGGGGUCAUCUUAAGGAUUUACAUAGAGCACUAAAGCUCUGCGAACCAGCACUAGUAUCUGGAAAUCCCACUGUGACGCCUCUUGGAAAUUAUCAAGAGGCUCAUGUUUUUAAAUCAAAAUCUGGAGCUUGUGCAGCAUUUCUCGCCAACUACAACUCUCAAUCUUUUGCAAGGGUUGCUUUUGGCAAUAUGCACUACAACCUGCCUCCCUGGUCUAUCAGCAUCCUUCCUGACUGCAAGAACACUGUGUAUAAUACUGCAAGGGUUGGUGCUCAAAGUGCACAGAUGAAAAUGAAUCCUGUUAUUAAGGGCUUUUCUUGGGAGUCAUACAAUGAAGAAACAGCAUCAUAUGAAGACAACACGUUUACAGUUUCUGGGUUGUUGGAGCAGAUAAAUGUCACCAGAGAUAAUUCAGAUUAUUUGUGGUAUUCAACAGAAGUGAGAAUUUACCACACCGAAGGAUUUCUAAAAGGCGGAAAAUGGCCUGUUCUUACAGUUAUGUCAGCCGGUCAUGCUUUGCAUGUCUUCAUCAAUGGUCAGCUAUCAGGAACUAUAUAUGGUAGUCUGGAAAACCCGAAAAUAACUUUCAGUCAAGGUGUAAAUCUGAGGGCCGGAGUUAACAAGAUUUCACUCCUAAGUAUUGCUGUCGGUCUCCCGAAUGUUGGUCCCCAUUUUGAAACAUGGAAUGCUGGUAUUCUCGGGCCCGUUUCACUUUAUGGUCUUAAUGAGGGGAGAAGAGACCUAACGUGGCAGAAAUGGUCUUAUAAGGUUGGUCUGAAGGGAGAAGCCUUGAGUCUACAUUCCCUUGGCGGGAGCUCUGCUGUAGAGUGGGGUGAAGGUUCUUUUGUUGCCGAGAGGCAGCCACUUACCUGGUACAAGACUACUUUCAGUGCUCCAUCCGGAAAUGAGCCUUUGGCUUUAGAUAUGAGUGCCAUGAGCAAAGGUCAAGUGUGGAUAAAUGGUCAGAGCAUUGGAAGGUAUUAUCCUGCAUAUAAAGCAUCUGGUAAUUGUGGUGCCUGCAGUUAUGCUGGGUCAUUUAAUGAGAAAAAAUGCCUCAGUAAUUGUGGGGAGGCCUCACAAAAAUGGUAUCACGUCCCUCGCUCCUGGUUAUAUCCAACUGGAAACUUGUUAGUUGUAUUUGAAGAAUGGGGAGGAAAUCCAUAUGGCAUAUCUUUGGUAAAACGAGAAGUAUCGAGUGUAUGCGCAGAUAUUUAUGAAUGGCAACCAACAUUAGUAAAUUGGCAGUUGCAAUCAUCAGGUAAAGUCAGCAAACCCUUGAGGCCAAAAGCCCAUCUCUCAUGUGCUCCUGGUCAAAGAAUAUCAUCGAUCAAAUUUGCUAGCUUUGGAACGCCUGAAGGGACUUGUGGAAACUUCCGUCAGGGAGGCUGUCAUGCUUUCCAUUCUUAUGAUGCUUUUGAAACGUAUUGCAUUGGGCAGCAAACAUGCUCGGUCACAGUAGCACCUGCGCUUUUUGGUGGCGAUCCGUGUCCAAAUGUGAUGAAGAAACUUUCUGUCGAGGCGGUUUGCAGUUGAGAUGAUCUUCUUAUCAGCAGUGGCACAGCAGCUAUGGCCUUGGAUCCAAGAUACUCUUUACUUUCGCUAUGAUUUUUCAGAUAUUUUAAGCUAUGGCACAUCCAAUUCUUGCACUACGACUCCUCCUUUUUUCGGCUUUGCUGGGGUGAAGUUGUAAAGAUAGGCAACACACCGUCGGUCCAAAGCUCUUAGACCGUGAAGAAGAAGAUGGUUUUAAGAAUUUUAAUGUAUACAGAGUAGUAGCUAUUAAUUAUCCUUCUAGUUCUGGCCUGCAAGUGUACAAGAGUUUAGAGUUGGAAGGAUAUGUUUAGAAGCACAUCGAGACGAUUCUAGUUGAGUCCAUGUGCAAAUGUACUGGUAGUCCUAUAGAUUAUGUAAGCUUUUGGCUUUCAGGGAUUCCAGCAUCAUCGUAUUUUACAUGUAAAAAGAUAAAGAAAAAAGCAGCCAUCUCAUUGCUUUGCCAUUGUAGCAAUGCUUGCCAUUGCAGUAAUAACACAAACAAUCAUUCUUCUUCCUUUCA
Molecule: messenger RNA, 3368 nt
Organism: Coffea eugenioides
Lineage: Eukaryota; Viridiplantae; Streptophyta; Magnoliopsida; Gentianales; Rubiaceae
Product: beta-galactosidase
Exons: 19
Coding region: 317-2848 (843 amino acids)
Biological process (GO): carbohydrate metabolic process
Cellular component (GO): cell wall; vacuole
Molecular function (GO): beta-galactosidase activity; carbohydrate binding
Source: RefSeq, a predicted model, not a curated record